This is a messenger RNA of Oldenlandia corymbosa var. corymbosa, 1218 nucleotides long. The record is from the annotation of a GenBank genome assembly. Lineage: Eukaryota; Viridiplantae; Streptophyta; Magnoliopsida; Gentianales; Rubiaceae.
AUAUUCCAAAGAGCACAAAAUAUACAUAAAAAAAGCUCAUUUGCCUAUACAUAUUAGCAAGCAAUGGAAAGAGUUGGAGUAUUGCUCUUCUCUUUUCUCGCCUUGGCAAUGAGUUUGCAGGUCGGUUUUUUGUGGGCGGCGGUGACGCUACCGCCGGAGGAUGAGCCGUUGGAUCGACAUUUCUACAAGAAGCCUAAUGCGACGUGCCCAAAUGUGGAUGAUUUUGUGAGGCAUCAGGUCACUUUGUUUUGGAUGCAGGAUAAGAGCAUUACUGCCAAAUUGUUCAAGUUGCUCUAUGCUGACAGCAUGGUCAAUGGGUGUGAUGCAUCAAUUCUACUGGACGGAAAAAAUACAGAGAAAAAGUCACCACUAAACGCAGGUCUAGGAGAGAAGAUAUUCAUACUCAUUGACAAAAUCAAAACAGUAGUGGAGCAACGAUGCCCUGGAGUUGUCUCUUGUGCCGAUAUCCUCAACCUUGCUACCAGAGAUGCCGCUCAUCUGGCAGGGGCACCAUCAUACCCAGUGUUCUUGGGAAGAAGGGAUGGAUUUGGGUCAAGUGCUGCAUGGGUUGACUACCCCUCACCUUCAAGUUCUUGGGCAACAGUUCAGAACUAUGCUAUUUCGAAAGGACUCGAUCAGCAGGAUCUGGUUACUCUCCUAGGUGCACACACAAUGGGGACAACACACUGUCAAUACAUCCGGGAUCGCCUGUACAACUUCAACAAUACAGGCAAACCAGACCCCAAGAUGGACAAAUCUUUACUAAAAACUUUGAGAAACCAAUGCCCUCAAACGACAACUAAAGGAACAAACGAUCCUGUGGUCUAUUUGAACCCUAAAAAUGGUCCCAAGUACGAAUUCACCAACAACUAUUACAAGGGAGUGAAAUCAUAUAAAGCUGUCCUGGGGAUUGAUCAACAACAAAUGUGGGGAAACUAUUCAUUUGUUGAUGCAUAUGCAAAAUCUUUUGAAGCAUUCCGCCAAGAGUUUGCUUUGUCAAUAAGCAGGAUGGGUGGCUUGAAAGUAUUGACUGGGACAAAUGGCGAAAUCCGCAAAAAUUGCCGGGUUACAAAUAGAAACAAUCCAAGCAUCAAGUAGGAUCGAUUUUUAGCAUUGAACAUGCAGUGAUUACGUCCUCGUUAUGUUAUAAUAAAAUCUUUAGAAUAUGUACUUCUAUUAUUGUAUGAAAACAAAGGUACAUUACAAACUUCUCCAACA